UGUUCUGGAAAAAAUUUAAAUAUUUAUUUAAUUUUAAAAGAAAAUUUCAAAAAUUUUUGUGAGGGAAAGGGAGAGAAGUUUAUGGGGAUUUUAAAUUGGGUAUGGAGACGAGUUUCAAUUAUCGUGUUUGAGAGAGGGGAAGAAGUUUACAGGGAAAUUAGGUAUGGAGAUGAGUUUAAGUUAUAUUAUAGUAAUGUUUUUUAGAGUUCGAAGUAAGUCUUGGGAAAGUUCUCCCACUGAGAUUCCAGAUUUCCGUUUCAUUCUUAAGUCUUCGGUUUCAAUUUCUCAACUUACAAUUUUCUAUAUUUCCAAAUUUUUCUUCACUUUUUUCAAGUUUAGAAAAAACGAGAAAUACAUAGAUUAUAGUGCUUCGCCUGAACCGCAAAUUUGA
Molecule: messenger RNA, 391 nt
Organism: Meloidogyne enterolobii
Lineage: Eukaryota; Metazoa; Nematoda; Chromadorea; Rhabditida; Meloidogynidae
Source: the annotation of a GenBank genome assembly